AUGACUGGUGAGUAUAAAUCAUUGUAUUCUAGGAUCGGUCCAUGGAUUUGGAACGAGAGAGAUAAAGAUAACGACUGUAAAAUAAGAUCGAAUAAAGCCCGAAUCUUGUUGAAGGUCCUUGCAGGCGGUGGUGCAAAUAGUUCGUCAGAUUUGUUGCAGUCGCACAUUACACUUCGCUCUUCGAUUUAUCUUGUUAUUUGUGAGGAGUUCAUCAUGGUUUUCUGGGUGUUUGGCUAUGGUUCAUUGGUAUGGAACCCUGGGUUUGAUUAUGAUGAUAAAAUGAUAGGGUACAUCAAGAAUUACAGGCGUGUGUUUGAUCUAGCAUGCAUUGAUCAUAGAGGUACACCUGAGGACCCUGCAAGAACAUGCACGCUUGAAUAUAAGGAAGGAGCUGUCUGUUGGGGCGCUGUGUAUUGUGUAAAAGGAGGUGAGGAGAAAGAAAGAUUGGCAAUGGCGUAUUUAGAGAACAGAGAAUGCGAAUAUGAUCAGAAGACCACUGUAGAGUUUUUCAAGGAAGGAGAGACUAGUGAGGCUACUUUAUCAGGAGUUAUUGUUUUCACAUCAACUCCAGACAAGGAAUCGAAUAAGUAUUACCUUGGGCCUGCACCAUUGGAGGAUAUGGCCAAACAAAUUGCGACUGCUACUGGUCCAUGUGGGAACAACAGAGACUACAUUUUCUUGCUGGAGAAAGCUAUGUUUGAUAUUGGUCAUGAAGAUGACAUGGUGAUAGAAUUGGCAAAUGAAGUGAGAAAAGUACUUGGAAACACGGGUUUAGGAAUACCAAAAGAGAGCAACAACAGCAGCAAUAGAUUAACUGGACCUUCUCAUAAACCCAAGUCACCUCAUAAAUUGCUUCAUCUUCCUGAAGCAAUUGCCAUGGACACUUGAACCUAAGAUUAAAGGAGAGAAGACACAAGACACAAGACACAACAGACAUAAACAUAACUUCAUUCACUUAACUCCCACUGAAUCGAAUCGGCUGCCCAAUAACACAUCAACAACAUCGUUUGCAUCUCCUUUUCUUUAUUCUGUUAACCGAGCCUUUUCAUCAUCACAUGACAUCAUGGGCUCAUUACGUUCGUUACUUGUGUGUGUUACUUUUUUUUUUAUAGAGUUGGAUGAAUUAUGUGUUUCAAAGUAUAAAGUUUUAAAACUACUUUUUAAUGCAACUUCACAUUUACUAUUUACAUGUUUGACCAUGGACCAUAUAUGUUCUGACCUGGACCAUUGUGGACCACCUUAAUGCCAUGGUGGUCACAUAGAAAUAGAAAUAGAAAUAGAAUAGGCUGGUUGUGGACCACGCACCAUUGGCUGGCUCCAAGAUAUUUGGGACCGCUUUGCUUUGAUAUUAUGGAAUUUUGGAAUCAAGAACCAACUCUACUACUUAUCUACUUGUCUUGGUUGGUCCUUGAUCAUAAUUCUCAAGUUAUAACCACAGAUGUUGAAUUCAUACCAAACCUGGAAUCAAUACUAUCGAUGUUGUAAUAAUAGUUGACUAUGUAUGAUUCCUAAUCAAUAUAUUUGUAAUUAUGGAUUGAAAUCGUACUAAAAUGCUACAUUUUUAUGUAAAGGAGUGUAGGGUCUGAAAGCUUCAUCUUGGGCCUAUGUUUGGUUGGGGCCAAAAGGGUGCAACAUGUUUGCGUCCCACAUUAAUGAGCUUUCCGGCAUUUUUGACUAAGUUCAAGCUUUUGGGAUGAAGCAGUGUUAACCUUAUUGGCUACGUUCAAGUGUUUAAGUCCGGACCUAGACUGUUUUUGUUAGAUUGGUUGUAGGUCGGUUAUAGAGUUGUAUGAAGACUUGAUUAGGGGUUCUGCAUAAGGAUGCCCACAUGAGGUUUGAGAAGGUAGAAAUAAAAGGUUUUGCAAAAUUAAUUUUUUUUUUUUUACUUGGAUGGAGUUGGACACAUAACAACAAAGCAUAUCUUUGAUGAGGAGGUUGAAAAUGUCGAAAAUGAGUACUAGAAUAAAUAGCAC
This is a messenger RNA of Lactuca saligna, 1973 nucleotides long. NCBI's taxonomy places the organism in Eukaryota, Viridiplantae, Streptophyta, Magnoliopsida, Asterales, Asteraceae. The record is from the annotation of a GenBank genome assembly.